Messenger RNA from Corvus hawaiiensis (hawaiian crow), 7399 nucleotides. It is a transcript of the gene PIGN, whose product is annotated as phosphatidylinositol glycan anchor biosynthesis class N. Bases 90 to 2891 code for a protein of 933 amino acids. Lineage: Eukaryota; Metazoa; Chordata; Aves; Passeriformes; Corvidae. Gene Ontology annotation, biological process: GPI anchor biosynthetic process. Gene Ontology annotation, cellular component: endoplasmic reticulum membrane. The record is from RefSeq and is a predicted model, not a curated record. The transcript is spliced from 29 exons. Gene Ontology annotation, molecular function: mannose-ethanolamine phosphotransferase activity.
CCGGCGCGCGGAAGCGGAAGCGGAAGUGGCCGUGGGCCGCGGCGGGGGAAGAGGAUGUUGGACUUUGCCUUUGCCAGCCGGCUGCUGCCAUGGAUAUACCAGUCUUCAUACUUGCAGGGCUCCUUGUGCAUUGUGUGUUCUUGGUCUCCAUUUUUGACAUCUACUUCAGCUCUCCCCUCGUCCAUGGAAUGACUCCUCAACAGACUCCACUGCCGCCUCCGGCCAAACGUCUUGUGCUUUUUGUUGCUGAUGGUCUGCGAGCAGAUUCUCUGUAUGAGUUAAACAGCAAUGGCACACCCUGGGCACCUUACCUGCGGAGUAUUCUAGAGAAUAAUGGCAGCUGGGGAAUCUCUCACACUCGGGUCCCAACAGAAUCCAGGCCGGGGCACGUGGCACUUAUAGCUGGAUUUUAUGAAGAUGUCAGUGCAGUUGCUAAAGGAUGGAAGGAGAAUCCAGUAGAAUUUGACUCUGUUUUCAAUGAAAGUAAAUAUACCUGGAGCUGGGGAAGCCCAGAUAUUUUGCCAAUGUUUGCAAAAGGUGCUACUGGAGAUCAUGUUUAUACAUUUUGUUAUGCAGCAGAAAGUGAAGACUUUGGAGCAGAAGAUGCAGCCAAGCUUGACAUAUGGGUUUUUGAUCAUGUUAAGAGCUUCUUUAAUUCUUCCAGAAGUAAUCAAACAUUGUUCUCUGCACUGAAUGAAGAGAAAGUGGUUCUGUUCCUGCAUUUGCUAGGCAUAGACACCAAUGGACAUGCUCAUCGGCCAAACUCAAGGGAAUACCAGGAGAAUAUUAAACAAGUUGAUGAGGGUGUGAAAGAAAUUGCUUCACUGAUUGACGAUUUCUAUGGAAAUGAUGGAAAGACUGCAUUUAUUUUAACUUCUGACCAUGGAAUGACAGAUUGGGGAUCCCAUGGAGCUGGUCAUCCCUCAGAAACUUUAACACCACUGAUUGUUUGGGGUGCUGGGGUAAAUUAUCCACAGCAAGUUACAUCCCAGUUCUUUGAAGACAAUUUUUUGAAAGAAUGGAAACUGGAGAACUUGAAGAGGAUUGAUGUCAAUCAGGCUGAUGUAGCACCACUGAUGGCUUCCCUUAUCGGUGUGCCUUUCCCCCUGAACUCUGUGGGAACUCUGCCUUUGGAGUAUCUGAACAGUAGUGCUCAUUUCAAAGCAGAGAGCAUGUUCACCAACGCUGUUCAGAUUCUUGAACAAUUUAAGGUUAAGAUGAGUCAGAAAAAGAAAACCACAUUGUCAUUUCUUUUCACACCAUUCAAACCUCUUUCUGAUUCUGAACAGAUCAACUUGUUAAAAAAAAUAAGACUGUAUAUUCAGCAGCAGAAGUAUGAUGAAGCGGUAGCCCUGUGCAAGACCCUGAUUAACCUUGCUUUGGAAGGCUUGUCUUACUACCAUAAGUAUGAUAGAUUAUUCCUGGGUCUAAGUAUUGCAGUGGGUUUUGUGGGCUGGACGACUUACGUGAUUCUGGUCAUUAUCAAGGCCCACACCAAUUUGACCAAGACUGUCCCAACUAAUGAAAAGAAAUAUACUGUUCUCUUCUACAGUUUUGCCUCUGCUGGAAUGAUAAUAGCUUUUUUUCUGUUGAUUCAAACAUGUCCUUGGACAUACUAUGUAUACUGUCUCUUGCCAGUGCCAGUAUGGUAUGCAGUUUUGAGAGAAAUUCCCGUUAUUCAAGACCUUGCCACAAAUGUUUUGUCACUUCAUAUGGGUCAAUCUAUAGGAUUCCUCUUGGUUUGUAUACUGGGAAUUGAAAUACUAGUCUUCAGCUUUUUCUACCGCUCUGCACUCACCAUUGGCCUUCUUGUCUUUGCUGGCUGGCCAGUGAUCACACAGCUGUGGAUUCAAGCUAAGACAAAAGCAUUGAUCUGGACUCUCCUGUGUGUGCUCCUGGCAGUAUUUCCGUUAAUGCCUGUUGUAGGAAGAGAACCAAACAUUCCUCUGGUAAUAGCAGCUGGUUUGCUGACCCUCUUGAUAUCUUUCUUCUCAUUGGCAUCUCUUUGUAAAAGUGAAAAUAAGUACAGAGAUAAUGAAGAUCUGAAAGUAUAUUUUUAUCAGAUGUUCAGUGUUGCACUUUCAACAUAUGUUGUGAGCAGUACCCAUAACAGUCUUAAGAACAAACAGGGAUUGCCUGUAAUGAAUCAAAUUAUUAGCUGGAUGACUCUAGUUUCUUCCCCAGUGUUGCUGCUACUGAGCCCCACGUUUCUCUUUCAGAGACUGUUCAGCAUAUUGCUCUCCCUGAUGUCCACCUACCUACUCUUCAGCACAGGAUAUGAAGCUCUCUUUCCACUGGCACUGUUUGGUUUGAUGUUUGCAUGGAUAAAUAUGGAACAAGAAGCACUGCAGCAUUAUGGUCUUUCACUCAAACCAAAGCUUGCUGUUUUCAACUUCACCUGUGCUGUGGAUAUAACUCAGUUUCGACAGCUCCACCUGGAUGACGUCCGGAGGUCCUUCUUCUUUGUUUUUUUCAUAGUGACAGCCUUUUUUGGCACUGGAAACAUAGCUUCUAUUAACAGUUUUGAUCCUGCUUCUGUCUAUUGUUUCUUGACUGUGUUCAGUCCCUUCAUGAUGGGAGGCUUGCUUUUACUGAAGGUAGCAAUCCCGUUUGUUCUGGUAUCAUGUGCUUUCGAAGCUGUUCAAGUCACAACACAGCUGUCUUCUAAGAGCCUUUUCCUCAUUGUUCUUGUGAUUUCAGACAUUAUGGCUUUGCAUUUUUUCUUUUUGGUUCAAGAUUAUGGAAGCUGGCUGGAUAUUGGAACAAGCAUCAGCCACUAUGUGCUGGUGAUGUCGCUGACCAUAUUUAUGAUGGUGAUGAAUGGACUGGCCCAGCUGUUAACUACACAGAGACUUGGACAUCCCAGAAGGACUAAGCACCAUUCCACGUGAUAAAGCAUCUUCAGGCUUCCUCUGAACUAACCUCCAGCUCUGGAACAUAAAUGACAGUUAGUGGGACUAGACUGCCAAAAUCCCAUCCAGGGAUCAGAGUGCUCUGCUGAUACAGAUUAAAUGCUGUCACAUGACUGAAAUUUGCAUUUGAGGGUUACCAUUUUUAGACACCAACGGGAAUAUGGAAUAAAAAAGGCUCUUAUUCUUCAAGCAUACAUAUUUCUUGAAAAUGCAAACAGCAACAAAAUUCUUUCUAAAAUACAUAGGCAACUAUCUUUUGGGUUGGGUUUUUUGGGGAGAUGGGGGUUUUUUUGUUGUUAUAACUUGGGUGCCAGCUGUUUAUUCACACAUACUCUCAUUGGGAGCAUGCAAAGUUCUAGCUUUGUUUCAUGUCUCGCAUAAGCACGUCCCAGGCUAAAGCAUGAAUGAAAUCAGUCUGGGCAGAUCACUGGUUUCUGUGUUACCGAUGUGGCACACACGUUGGAAUAUCUCUGAAACGGGCUGUGCUUUCUGCAAGCCGUGUCAGCAUGCCUGUGAGAUAUGUUGAGGCAGGUUAAGGCUGGUGUGCUGUGAAGCUGUUGCUGUAAGACAACAUCUUUCAGCUCAUCCCACUGCAAAUUGCUGCCGCUGACUGUGCUCUCCUGCUGCCUCCUGAGCUUGGGCGGGCUGAGCAGUAUGACACUCAGGUAGCUGAUUCAAAUGAAAAGGAACCUGGUUAAAUAGCAGUCAAAUUCCCUGGGCCAGCUCAUGACAGGGUGGGCAGGAAGGUUAGGGCUUAUUGUUUCCAUAGCAGCCCAGACUUAGGUCAGCAUAAAGAGGUCAUGAAACUGCAGCUGGAGUUGCUAGUUUGCAGAGAGUGAUGCCAUGUGGAGGCUUUUUUUUUUAUCCUUGUUUUCCUUUUCACUUGUGUUCUGCUGCUGAUUACAAGCAUCAGUAAUGGCUGCACAAUGAAUCUAAUGCAUAUUCCCUGCAUACUGAUUACAAGUGAGAAGCAAGGAAAAGAAAAAAUGUUGUUCAUUCUGGCCCAUUCUACAAUGGCAUCACUAAAAAUUGUGCUAUGUAAUAUCUGUGUGUCACACUCCUAACUUGCAGCCAGGCCUUUCUAUCUGGGAGCUGAUACAUAUGGUGCAUGAUGCUGGCAGCCAAGGCUAGACAUACAUCAUUGGAGGGCUGCUCCAAUGCUCUUUCCAGCCAUCUGGCAUUUGGCCAUGGUCACAUGUCUGUUUAACACUGAAAGCUAGUCAUUCCUCUGCAGGAAGUUUGGCUGUGAGAAACUGGUCACAAACCUCCAUCUGCUUGCUGUAGAAAAAAAUGGCAUCACAGGCCUGCAGUCAUCUGUGCAGCAUCAGAGUGCCUCAUGAGAGUGUCUGAGUACUGUUAAGGGAAUAAUUUUUUCCACUAGGUAAUGGUCCACUGGUCCCACUGGGCAUGUUGUCUCACAGUUGGCCUCAGUUGCAGAAGGUAUUUUGCGCUUGUUACGGGCUGCACCUGCAGACUGCACACCUAAAGGUGGGCUUGUGCCUGGUGCUGGUGGCUGUACCCUACAGCCAAGGCAAGGAACAACCACAAGCAGCAGGAAAGUUGCCACUGCAGCAAAGUCUGUGUGUAGGUGUGGGAAUGUGCCACACUUGUUCCAGGAUCCAGUGGGUGUCCGCUAUGGAGAGCUAUCCUCGCCUCAGCCUCACUCCACAAGCAUCUACAGCAUACUGUAUGACUGUGGGUACUGUAUCCUCAGCUUUGUGUGACCAAACUGAUGUCUUGAGACCUCUGGCCACAGUGCUGUCCCUUCAGUACACAAAGCUGUAAGCCAUUGAUCAUCCCAGUCUCCAUUGCUGGAGUGACUGCUUUGCAGAACUACUGUUUGUAGAACAAAUUCACUCAUGGGAGCAGCUGAACAGCUGGCAUUGGUGUGAUGUGAAGAAAUUGACUGAAAAAGUAGGAAUGUGGGACUCACAGGGCUGCCACCCUUAAGUCACACCUUCUGCAAGCUUGUCAAAACUGCUUGUUAUCUAUGACAAGACCGAGUGGAUGUCCUGCCUAUUAGGAGGUACAUACUGCUGGCACUGCAGGAUCCCUGGGAGAAUGCACAGGAGCUCAAACCUGAUGCCUUUCCUUACCACAGGGGGCUGGUAAUAAAACAGCAUCUCAGCCUACUGCAUCUGGUGCUGCUCAUCUGUGGUAGCAGGAAUAAUCUACUCUGGUAUGCAGGCAAGUGGAAAUGAAUGGGCAAAGUACAACCUGCAUCACUUACUCUUUCUGCUUAUGGUUUCCAUGGCACCUUUUUCUACAAAAUGGGUUUUGUUUCUUACAUCCUUCCUUGUAAGAGAAGAAAGGGGACUAUGAGCACAGGGCAGUAUUUGCAACAUGCGUGUUGUUUUUCCCCAGUGCUGCUCUGCAGGGGUUUGUUCUUGUUUGCCAUUUGCUCUGGCUGGGCCAUGGUGGUAGCAACCUCAGCUGACCUUUCCCUUUCCCCCUCUGGUUCCUUGCAUCUCUGUGCCAUUUGUGAAUUCAUUUUCUAUCGGAGGCCACAGGAGUGCUGGAGAGCAGCUCUCAUGGAGAGGCAGGAUUGGCUGUGCUAUUCUCGUGUCUCCCCAGGGGAGGCUCUUGCUGGAGUCUUGGCCUGCGCUUCUGGGUUGACUCCAGCACAGAGAGGUGUCAAAAAUUCUCCCACUCAGCUACUUUACACAACCCCAUGGGGUGUGUGACAAAGUCGACUCUUCCCUCCCACAGAUGCAUGUUCUUCUCCUGAAACAAAUGGCAUCAGCAAUAAAAAGUGCCCCCCAAACUUAGCAGCUAAGGUAGGGAGUGAAAUGUUGUGCUUGGAUGGGUUUAAGCCUUCUUUUGUUCUAUUUGUGGGUCUUCAAGCAUCAUCAUCCCUAUUCAGGGGGUCCAGAGAGGAUUCAGGCCACAGAAAGGGGGUUCUGAGCCAGGAGGGUCUUCCAGCUCAUGUUUUCUGUGAAGGGCAUGAAGGCAGAAUUACCCCAAGCCCUUCUGCCUGCCUUCUUUCAUGUGCAGCAGAGCUACACACUCUCUGACUCCUGGAGCAGGUGAGGCUCCAGAGAGUGAAAACCUCAGGCAGGGAAAGGCAGGUAGAUCAACAUUAUUGCUUAUGUAAAGGGCUGCACAAUUUUUAUUUUUUUUUUAACUAAAAGCCUUGCAAAGCUUCUAUCUUCUUCAUUUCAGAUCCAUGGAUCCCUGAAGAGCUAACUAUAAACCCAGAGUGCCCAUCAGGUCGUGUAAUGCAAGAGAAACUGUACUGAAGAGCAGCUGAUACAAAGGUCUUGUAAUCUCCAGUGCUAGGAAUUGUUCUCUGCUUUUGUGUCAUCAAGGCUGUACACAGCAGCCUUUUGAUAUCUGCCCAGGGAGUGAGCUGUUUCUUCAGAAAUGAUGAAGCUUAGAUUAUAUCAAGACCUCUUAUGACUCAAACGAAAUAACUUUCCCUUCUCCCUCACCGAGUAAAUCAGAUUUUGCAAGCUUUGGCAAUUUCAGUGCAUGGCGUGCCUGUUAGUUGUAAGUCUGCUACAGUCUUCACAUUCUUGAAUGAGAACAAAUACGUGAAUGAACAUUCAUGGUCUCACCCUAACCUUAAACUGCAAUGUCUAGUUUGGAGAAGCCAAAAUGCAAAUGUUUUUUCAGCUCCUUCCACCUCAGCUAAUCUGUAAGGAUGUGAUGCUCAUUACUUCUCCAGUUUGUCUAUGUGAAUCCUUCAGUCCCUUUUCCCACGGCUUUGGAGUGGUGGGGGUACUUCUCCCAGAUGUCUUUGGCAAAAAGAAUGAGAACAUGGAAGGUGCCAUGCUUGCUUCUGCAUCUGAUAGAUGUGGGGUUCUGUGAGCAGGAGCCAGCUGAAGAGAAUAUUUUUGGGAGCUAUAGUGGUGGUAUAUUGUGGUAAGGAAGAGAGAACUUCUCUGUCUUGCACCUGCUCUGGGGUGUGCUGUGUGUCAGAGUGAUGGGACAGCUCUAGAUGCCCCCUUUUCCAUCAACACAUGGCUCCAUCCAGCCUGAAGGUGAAAAACUUUCUUCUCCUGUGUGUUGUCUUUGGGAAGCUGCUUUGUGAGCUGCCAUGGCUGGGGAAGAUCUGGGAACCUGUCUUGCAGAGCUGCCAGGUGUGUGGUACAGCCCCAGAGCAGUCCCGAUUAUCCAUCCAUGAGACAGGACUUGUGGUGAGCCAGAACUGACUGUCACAGCAACUGAUGGUCACCAAGUUCUCACUGGUGUCUCUUGGACUAGUUAUGUUCAUAAGGAUGUGUAGUGUUGAAUUCAGUUCAUUGGCUUACAGAGGCUCUGAAUUCAGCUGCUUCCUGCAAGGGCUCCCUCCUCACCCCAGGGCAGGGCACAGUAUUUUAGCAUUUGAGGACUGAAAAGAGGAAGGAGGAGGCUGAAAGCAUGGCACUCUCCCUCUUCCCACGACCUUUGAAAUCAAGCUUGUUGAUAUUUUCCUUAUUUAUUUGACUUAUGCUUGGCAUAACUUUCUAGCUUUGAAGGUGGAUAAUAUAAAGUGGAUGACAACA